AGAAAUAGGCCACACACACGCACACACAUGCACAGAUCAGGAAGUGCCGUCUUGCUAGUUGGCGGAAUUGGUUGCUUGAUGUGAGGAUGUGUGUGUUGGUGUGUGUUAUUUAAAGAUCUGAUGACUCUGGUCAGCUGAAACUCUGAACAUCACGGAUGGACCUCGCCACACAAGUGCAACAUGGGAUCCAGGAUAAAAGAUAACCCUGACAAAACCUUCUACUGGUUCUUUCAAGCCUCAUCUCCAGUUGCACGAGAUCAAGACCCUGAUGUGUUGUUCCAGUUCCCAGAGGACUUCAGUGAUGAGGAAUCUCUGCGGUCCUUACCACGCUUCUGCUUUCCAUAUGACAUUGAAAGGGUGAAGGACACCAUUGCUGUGCAGCACUUUACAUUUGUCUUGACUGAUCUGGAGGGAUGUCAGCGUUUUGGAUUCUGCAGACUCACGUCCAGCUCCCAGACGUGCUUGUGUAUACUCAGUUAUUUGCCUUGGUUUGAAGUCUUUUACAAACUUCUGAAUAAUCUAGCAGACUACAUGACUAAAGGGCAGACCAAUGAGAUGAAAGAACUUCUGACUCUACUCCACAAGCACCCUGUACCGCCCGCUAAUGGAUCUAUCACUUUGCAGAUGAUCCCAUACUUCAUUGCUCCAGAUCCCAAAGCCCUGCCCUCUAUUCCAGAGAGUAGGAACCUGACGGAGCUGGUGGUUGCAGUAGACGUAGGAAAUCUGCUGCAGCUCUACGCCAGCAUGCUGUUUGAGAGACGCAUCCUCAUCUACUGCAGCAAACUCAGCACUCUGACGGCCUGUGUACACGCGUGUAAUGGGAUGCUCUUCCCUAUGUACUGGCAACACAUCUUCAUUCCUGUUCUUCCACCCCAUCUGCUGGAUUACUGCUGCGCUCCGAUGCCGUACCUCAUUGGAGUUCAUUCCAGCCUGGCCGAGAGAGUAAAGAGUCGAGCUUUGGAGGAUGUAGUCAUUCUAAAUGUGGACACAAACACUUUAGAGUCGCCCUAUCAGGACCUUAAAAAGAUCCCUGCUGACGUGGUGGCAGGACUGAAGGUCAGGUUAAAGAAACAAGCUGCGUUGGUGGGCUCAGGGGUCUCUCGUUCUUUUCUCAGAUCUCAAGCUCUGCUGUUCGGAGGCUACAGAGAUGCUUUACAAUAUCCAGAUGAAGGGCCGGUGAUGUUCUGUAAGGAGAUAUUUCUCAAUCACAAGUCUCAAAGUAUGAAGGAGUUUUUGGAAAGCGCUGUACACCUGCAGUGUUUUAAAGAGUUUAUUGAUGGGCGGCUGGAAAUGCUGAACCAGGGAAAAGAGCCCGAUGAUGUAUUCGAAGAAGAGAUUCUUCAUUGUGGAGCCUCGCAAGGUGGAUCUAAAUUAUAUCGCCAAUGGGUUGGAAAUUUGAAGAAAGGGGGUGGAGCCUUGAUUGUGACAUGCAAGUCUACAGCUAAUAAAGCAACCAAAUAUCACAGCAAAUUUGGACUGAGAAACCUUUUGUCGUCAAAGGAGCAAACUGAAAAUCACAUGCUGCAGAGGGGAGGGUCUGUUUGUGGACCGCAUACGUAUCGCCGCUUCCAAUCAGAUUGCCUUCAGAACCGUCUACCAAUCACACAGCACUUUGGAAGGUCUCGGCCACGCCGACCCGCGCGCAAGCAUACCAGCAAUCAAAAUGAGCGACAGAUGCAGAACAUCUACAGCCCCUGUGACGACAAUACAACAGAGGAGCCCGAGCAGUGUUCUGGAUCUAGCGAGUUACAAGAUGAUGAUGAUGAUGAUCUUUCGCUCAUGGCUGACCCAGAAGAGAUGGAUCUGCUCGGAGAGAUCUUUGACACUUUGAGCGCACAGAGCUCCAGAGAACCGGGCUUACUGUACAGCACUCGCAGUCUGGACCUCUUCAGCUCUGAUAGCACUGACUUCAUCUCACGUAGGAGUCUGACCACACCCAGUCAGGAGAGUCUAAGUCCUUCUGUUGGAAACAGUGGAAGUCUCAUGAGCUGGGAGGAGGAGCUAGACGAGGGUCCACACUAUCAGAGGGAGGAGCAUGUUGUCCUGAUUGACAGAGAGAAUGAUCUUAAUAAAUCAGAGAUGAGCUUCAAGGAAUUGGGGGAAAGCCUGUGUUCAGAUGUACAAAGUUUAAGAGAUGCUGAACUGGAUUGUAAAGAGGUGCUAGAUGAUCACUGCUUGCCACAAGUAAAUGGAACGACAGAUGAAUUUGAGGAAAGUUUAGAUACUGGGACAAAGACUGGAGAGAGGCCGGAAACAGAGACACAAGUAGACAAUGAAGAACAAACGACAAAAGAUGUUGAAGAAAAUCAAAAUGAGGGUACACCGAUAAAAGACUUGAGGUCUUCAGAGCACACAGAGGAGCCCUUGUGCGAAGCACAACACACAACUCAAGAACCUACAGAUGGAGAAAUCAUCUCCCCUGUGUCCGUCAACAUAGACGAGAUCUCAGAUAAAGCAGAAGAUGAAGUAAAGGUUGACUCUUCAUCUCAUAGGGUGUUGCCUACCGUAGCUCUGCCCUCACAGGCGAAGUCCUUUAACGUUCCCAGUAAUAGUUUCCGAGGUCAGGAAAAAUCAUGGAGGACUCCUCUCAGAAGUCACAACAUCUACGCAGCAUCCAGCAAGCCAGCAAUGGGCAUCCAGACAGAUGAACAAAGUUCAAAAUGCACUCCAAAGCAGUCGCUAGUUGAAGAGGAAGACAAGGUACCCAUUAAAGUCUCAGAGCUGAAGAAGAGAUUUGAACAUAUCAAGCCAUCAUAAACCAAGUGUAUUGGUUAAAUGUUGCUAUAAAGAACUAAAGAUGACUUUUAUUGCGUUGCAUGAAACCAAAUGAAUCCCAAGCUCCCCCCAAAUUCCGUUUUUACUUUCAUAAUGUCAAACAAAUGGCAUUGGAUAUGACUCCAUCCUUCAGAUAUGAUAAUGCAAUAGCAAAGUUUGCAAUGGUAUGUAGAGGGCUCCGCCCUUCUUUAGUCACCAUCAGCCCCGAUUGGCUGAUACUUCAGCGCAAUUGAUGACAUCAGCCAAAAUGUAAGGUGGAGCAAAUGAUGAUACAUUACAGACAUUAUUUCUUAAGCACAAUAUGAACUGAUGAAUUGUGUACAGUAAUGGCAGGGCAAUUAAUUUAGAUUAUAUGUUUACAAGUAAAUGCUACUGAACUCAAACAAAUAAAAUGCUUCCAACCCAA
Molecule: messenger RNA, 3181 nt
Organism: Paramisgurnus dabryanus
Lineage: Eukaryota; Metazoa; Chordata; Actinopteri; Cypriniformes; Cobitidae
Gene: dennd1c
Product: DENN domain containing 1C
Biological process (GO): endocytosis; endocytic recycling
Cellular component (GO): cytosol; intracellular membrane-bounded organelle
Molecular function (GO): phosphatidylinositol phosphate binding; guanyl-nucleotide exchange factor activity
Source: RefSeq, a predicted model, not a curated record